AUGCUAGCUUUUGAAAAUAGCUCAAAACGGCCAGCACCACAGGAUAUUGUUGAAAAUAUGAAUUUAACAAAGAAACAUAAGGUUGAAUUCUCAGAUCAAGUAACAAUGUUCCCUUCAUCUGAUUCCGAUGAGAAUGGAAUUAAAAAGUCAAGCAUUAAAGUUAAAAUUAACAAUAAUGAUUCAAAUCAAACAACUUUGGGCGAUGAGAAAUUUGCUUUAGAUAUGUAUAAGAGAGUUGUUAAAUCAGCACUUGAUGAUCUUGAUAAGAAUGACCCAACUCAAAUAAAUUUAAUAUCUUCACAAAUUAAUCUAUCAGCUAAGGAUUCAGAUAGGAUAAGUGAAUCAAAUUUGAGUAUAUUAUUGGAAGUUUUGUCCAAUAAUAUUACCAAAUUAGAUACAUCCAAAGCUAAUACAAUUAUUCAGUCGAUCAUAACUUUAGAAAAAUGGUGGGAAUUACCCACUGCGAUUCUAAGUAAAUAUAUAUAUUUUAUUAGGAUUUUAUGUUCGAGUAUACCAAAAUGGUGGCAAGAUAUAUCGAUGAAUCUGAUAUCGAAUUUCAUACUGCCUAAUUCCAGUACAAGCCAUCAUCACGAUUUAUUAAAGUAUUUCUUAAAUGUGAUUCCAUCAUCAAUGAAUUACAUUGAUUCAUAUCUAUCAAAAUUUUUCCCCAAUAAAAAUGAUACACGUAAAAAAUUAGUAAAUUAUAUUUCAAAUAUCUUAACAUUAACCAGCUAUUGUAAAGAGUUACGAUUUCAAACAUGGUCAUUACUAAUCGAACGUAUAAUUUCUAUUGAUGUGGAACUUCAAAAUGAAUUAGAUGAACUGGAUGAUGAUGAUGAAUUCGCAGAAGACGACGCAGAAGAAGAAGACAAUGACGAUGAUGACGACGACGAAAAAGACGACGACGACGAUGAUAUGGAGGAAGAAAAUGACGAAGAAGAAUCAAAUAUGAAUGAAGAAGCUAAUUCUAUAGCUAUUAUGACAAACACCCCUGUUGACUUAGAUGGAGAUGAAGAAUAUGAUGUUGAACUAUCACAGAAUAUUAAAGAACUAUCGAAUAAAUUAGAUUCAAUUUUAACAUUAAUUAGUACAAGAUUAGGCGAAGAGUUGAAACCAGAAAAUUUGGAAAACGGUGAAGGUGUGAGUAUCUUCAACACAUUAACCACUUUAUUUAAGACACAUGUUCUUUCUACCUACUAUACUAAAUCCAUUCAAUAUAUUAUGUUCCAUAUUUCUCAAUUACAAAGCGAAUUAAUGGAUUCAUUUCUUGUUUCAUUAAUUGAUAUAUCAUUCUCACCCAAUGAAACCUCUGAAAAGAAAGUCAAAGCAUUACAAUAUUUAGGUUCAUAUAUUGCUCGAGCUAAGAAACUUUCUCGUACACAGAUUAUAUUCGUGGCAAGCUAUCUAACCUCCUGGUUAAAUAGAUUCGUAUUAGAGCGAGAAUACGAAGUUGAUAUGAUUGCUAAUGGUGAUGGAAGUGGGGGAGGAAUGGAUAGAUUCAAACACUUCUACGCAGUAUUUCAGUCGUUAUGUUAUAUGUUCUGCUUUAGACAUGAAUUAUUUAAAGAUCAAGUUACUGGGCAAUGGGAAUGUGAAUUGGAUAAAUUCUUCCAAAGACUCAUUGUCUCUAAAUUCAAUCCAUUGAAAUAUUGUAACGAGAAUGUCAUGUUGAUGUUUGCUCGUAUUACGCAGCACGAAGGGAUUGCUUAUUGUUUUAGUAUAAUUGAGAAUAACAGUAAUGAAAGACUAAGAGGUAUACUUGGUAAACCACUAGAUAAUACUGAUGGCAAAAGUGCCACUAAUAACACUACAGUGGUAGGCACUACUUGGUCGAUUGUAACAAGACAACAGUUCAUUGAUUUACAAAGCUAUUUCCCAUACGAUCCACUCUUUUUAAAGAAUUACAAAAAUUUCAUGAAACAAUAUUACAUUGAAUGGAGUGAAGUUAGUGGAGAUUAUGAGUCUGAUGAAUCUGACGAAUAG
Henningerozyma blattae CBS 6284 is the source of this 1983-nucleotide messenger RNA. RefSeq names its product rDNA-binding RNA polymerase I transcriptional factor (gene RRN3). Gene Ontology annotation, biological process: transcription initiation at RNA polymerase I promoter. Bases 1 to 1983 code for a protein of 660 amino acids. Gene Ontology annotation, molecular function: RNA polymerase I general transcription initiation factor activity; RNA polymerase I core binding. Gene Ontology annotation, cellular component: nucleus. The record is from RefSeq and is a predicted model, not a curated record. Lineage: Eukaryota; Fungi; Ascomycota; Saccharomycetes; Saccharomycetales; Saccharomycetaceae. The transcript has 2 exons.